AUGCGCCCCAAGACGAUACUGCUAGGCAUAUCAGGCCCUUCGUCGUCUGGUAAAACAACGCUCUCCCGCCUCGUUCGGACGAUCCUCCCGUCCUCGUUCAUUCUCCAUCUUGAUGACUUCUACUUGACCGACGCGGAAAUCCCAAUCCGCAACGGCGUGCAGGACUGGGACUGUAUCGAGUCACUGGAUCUGACAACGUUUGAAGACUCACUUCGGUACAUCAAAGAACAUGGCCAAAGCCCACCAGAUCUCGUGAGCAAGGAAGAUCAGAACGCUGUCGGUGAGAGUGGUGUCAGCGCCGAGGCUGUCGAGCAAUGGAAGAGCGUCGUGCGCGAGAAUGAGCAGUGGCAAAAGCUUCUUGGGCUAAAUAUAAGCUUGACAGGCAGUGGAGAGGUUCGAGUUGCCAUCAUUGACGGUUUUCUUUUGUACGCGGAAAGCAUGCGAACGAUACGCGAGCUGUUCGAUGUGAAGCUUUUCUUACCAACGACUAAAGCUCUCACAAAGCGUCGCCGUGAAGCAAGACAAGGCUACGUCACCAUAGAGGGAUUCUGGGAGGAUCCGCCUGGGUACGUAGACGACAUUGUAUGGCCCAACUACGUCCGCGAUCAUGAAUUCCUAUUCAGAAAUGGUCUUGUCGAGGAAGAAGUAGACGAGGCUGUAUGCGAGAAAGUACAUAUCUGUGCUAUGCCUCGCGAAUACGCUGAAGACAUGGAUGGCGCACUGACCUGGACGAUGAAUACACUGAAAGAUGCGCUGUCGUCCCAGACCUGA
Molecule: messenger RNA, 771 nt
Organism: Pseudovirgaria hyperparasitica
Lineage: Eukaryota; Fungi; Ascomycota; Dothideomycetes; Acrospermales; Acrospermaceae
Product: P-loop containing nucleoside triphosphate hydrolase protein
Exons: 1
Coding region: 1-771 (256 amino acids)
Cellular component (GO): cytoplasm
Source: RefSeq, a predicted model, not a curated record